AUGCGUCAGCUGGCCUCCGAGGGGAAGACCAUACUCAUCUCGUCCCACAUCCUCGAAGAGGUCGAGACCCUCGCCGACCGCAUCCUCCUCAUGGUCAGCGGCAAGCUGGCCGCGUCCGGCGACUUCCGCGCCAUCCGCGCCAAGCUCGACGAGCAGCCCUACACCGUCCGCGUCGUCUCCGACAGCCCCAGGGCCAUGGCGUCCGCCCUCGUCGAGAUGGACGGUAUCGAGUCGGUCUCCAUGGCCGAGGACGGAGAGGUCGUCGUGCUCAGCAAGAACGUCGAAGCUGCUCAGCCCCUCUCGACGUUUGUGCACAUCGCCCUCGCGAAGCUGGCAGCCACCUUCGCCUUGGCCGCUCCCGUGGUGGUCGCCAGCGGCGUCGUGGCGACCGCCCGCGCUGCGUCGCGCGGAGGCGUAGAAGUGCGGUCCUUCACGACGUCGGCAUCGCCUCCUCGCGGUGUGCGCCGCCUACGCUUCGAUCUUCACCUGGGCCGGACUCAUCACCCCACGCGCGCUUUCUACGGCCUCGUCUACGUGCUCGUCUGGGAGGGCAUUCUCAGUUCAUUCCUGACAGGCGUUCGCUACCUCAGCGUACGCGGCUACACUCUCUCCCUCCUCCACGGCAUCGAUGCCAAGAACUUCGAAAUCCUCGAAGAGCGCGUGAUAGCGUUCCCCGCGGCCAUCGUCGGGGCCGUCGGUGUCGCGCUGGUGUUCUUCUUCCUCGCGCAGCUACACGCAGCCUGCGCACCAUGA
This is a messenger RNA of Geodia barretti, 753 nucleotides long. The record is from the annotation of a GenBank genome assembly. NCBI's taxonomy places the organism in Eukaryota, Metazoa, Porifera, Demospongiae, Tetractinellida, Geodiidae.